AUGGAAAUUAAGCAAAACAUUAUGGAUUUGUCUUUUUUUUUGAGUCUCAACAAGAAGAAACUUAUAUUGAUCGAAUGUCAACAGAUAAAAUUAUGUUUUGUUUCAGCACCAGUUCUACCGAAUGCAAAUUUGAAUGUGAAUACAAAAUGGAUACAGAACGGUAUCACUGUCGCUGGAGUAAAUGGACCCGGUACUGGAAUGAAUCAACUCUGCAAUCCAUGGAGCUUAUAUAUUGAUGAUGAUCAAACUGUCUACAUUGCUGACUGCUCGAAUCAUCGUAUUGUAGAAUGGAAACGUGGUGCAACGACUGGCCGAGUUGUGGCAGGUGGAAAUGGACCAGGAAACCGUCCUGAUCAGUUGAACUGUCCGACAGAUGUGAUUCUUGAUAAAGAAACAAAUAGUCUUAUCAUUUGUGAUUAUGAGAAUAAAAGGGUUGUUCGAUGGUCUCGUCAAAAUGGUAAAAAUGGAGAAACGAUCAUCUCAAAUGUUGGAUGUUGGGGCUUGACAAAGGACGAUAAUGGAUUUCUCUAUAUUGUUAAUUAUGAUAAACAUGAAGUUCGACAAUAUCGAAUGGGAAAACGUCAAGAAAUAAUUGUUGCAGGUGGAAAGGGACCAGGAAAUCGUCUCAAUCAGUUGUAUCAACCAACUUAUGUAUUUGUCGAUCAAGAUCAUUCAGUUUACGUAUCAGAUUCCAACAAUAAUCGUGUAAUGAAGUGGAUGAAAGGUGCAAAACAAGGCAUUAUUGUGGCCGGUGGCCAAGAAAAUAAUCUUACACAAUUAUCAAAUCCUUUUGGACUUGUCGUGGAUCUCUUAGGUACUGUCUAUGUGGUUGACAGUGGGAAUCAUCGACUAAUACGUUGGUCUCAAGGAGCCACACAGGGAAGUGUCAUCGCGGGUGGAAAUGGUCAAGGAAGUCAAUCAAAUCAACUCAAUGGUCCCGUUGGUUUGUCAUUUGAUGACGAGGGUAAUCUCUACGUGAGUGAUGAAGGAAAUCAUCGAGUACAAAAGUUCAACAUUGAUCGAAAUUGA
This is a messenger RNA of Rotaria sp. Silwood2, 1029 nucleotides long. The record is from the annotation of a GenBank genome assembly. NCBI's taxonomy places the organism in Eukaryota, Metazoa, Rotifera, Eurotatoria, Philodinida, Philodinidae.